This is a messenger RNA of Brassica napus (rape), 1959 nucleotides long. RefSeq lists its product as uncharacterized. Lineage: Eukaryota; Viridiplantae; Streptophyta; Magnoliopsida; Brassicales; Brassicaceae. The transcript has a single exon. The coding region runs from base 540 to 1688 and encodes 382 amino acids. The record is from RefSeq and is a predicted model, not a curated record.
UUCAAAGCCAGCUUCAACAAUCUCUAGUUAAAACAUCAUUUGGUAUCAUGGGUAUAUCUCUAUGCUGCUUCAUGUGUUUUCUAUAAGAAAAAAAUUAAUAUUUUUUUUCUCUUAUGAAUGCAAAAAAAAAUCUAAAAGUAUAUACCGUCUAGCAAUGUAGCUAACUUUUAAGUUAACUUUUAGCUAGAAGCAUAGGGUGUUUAAUAAGCAGCAGAGGGGAUUGGUUUAGUAAUGGUUACAGAAAGAAAGCCUUUUUAGUGUCCUAAACUAAAAUGUGAUUAUAGAGAGAGAAGAAAGAAAGAAGUCAGUCAGAGAAACCCACGUGCACCUGGGAACUCGACCCCUCUUCUCUGCACAAACCCACUCCUUCAUUUCCUCCAUUUUCAUUCUCACUCAAGCAAUCUCUCUCUCUCUCUCUCAAAAGAAGCGAACCAAUGAACCUGAAAGCUUGACUUCUCCUUCUUCUUCUUCUUCGUUUAGAUUCCCUGAACCUCUCUCUCCCCCUCUCACACACACAUAAACAGAGGAGUCUAUCAUCAAUGGUGGAAGCAAAGGAUCAUCAACAAGACAUGGGCGAUGGGAUGCAAUGCGUAAACCACCCCUUCACGAAGAACCCAGGUGGGAUCUGUGCUUUCUGUCUCCAAGAAAAGCUCGGAAAGCUCGUCACUUCCUCUUUCCCUCUCCCUAAACACCUCUCCUCCUCCUCCACCUCUUCCUCCUCCCCUUCCUUCAGAUCUGACUCUGUCGGCUCCACCACCACCGCCACCACCGUCUCCACCUCUCUCUCCCUCUCCGCCUCCGGAGCUAGAAACGUCGCCGCACCCAACAACAACAACAACAGCAGCAAGCUUCCGUUUUUACUUGCUAAGAAGAAGUCCUCCUCGUCGACGGCCAAUAUCGUCUUCAAGAGAAGCCAGUCGACGACGACGGCCGCCUACAGAGGCUCCGACUCCACCCCGAGGAAGAAAAGUGGGUUCUGGUCCUUUCUUCAUCUCCACUCUUACAAACACCAUAGCAGCAGCAAGAAAGUCGGAAACUUUCACGACUCCUCGAAGCCCACGACAACAAAACAUACUGAAAACGCUUUGUCCAAAACAGAGGUGGUCGGAUCCUCCUCUUCGAUGUCAAAGAGUAGUAACAGAAACGGCAUUGAUGUGAUUGUGGAGGAAGACGGGAGCCCCAACGUUGCGGCUACAGCAGCACCACCGAGCGAGAGGAAAGUGUCGAGAUCCAGAUCUGUCGGGUGUGGAAGCAGAAGCUUCUCCGGAGACUUCUUCGAGAGGAUCACUAACGGGUUUGGAGACUGUACUUUGAGGAGAGUUGAGUCGCAGAGAGAAGGUGGUAGCAGCAGCAAAGGCAAAGUUAGUAGUAGUAGUAGCAAUGGUGGUGGUGUGAGGGAGAUGGUUAGAUGUGGUGGGAUCUUUGGUGGGUUUAUGAUUAUGACGUCAUCGUCUUCUUCUUCCUCGUCUUCCUCAUGGGUGUCAUCGUCAUCAGCUGAACAACAACAACAUCAGAACAACAUGGGUCAUGGUGGAAGGAACAGAGGUUGGGGAUGGGCGUUUGCUAGUCCAAUGAGAGCUUUUGGUUCUUCUUCUGGGAAGAGAGGUCGUACGAUAACAGAUUCUACAAGCAAGAACUCAGUUCCGAACUUGGAUGCUAUUCCUUCAUUGUUGGUAGUCAAAAGCUAAAUUAAAAGAACUUUAAUCCCAUGUUGCAAUAAGUGAACUUAAAACGAGAAAGUUUCAUGUUUUCAUCAGUAUUAGAUGUUUUCUUGAACAUUGGGUUGAUGAUCUAAUAGUAUUGUAAUGUUACACUACCUCUUCUAUGUUAAUUAUCUUCUUUUUUGUCAAAUAAGGAGAGAGGGAGCUUAGGAUACUUUGGGGAGCCUACUUUCUUCUGUUUUAUUUGUCUUGUUCUCUUGAUUAUUUUUCUUAUAGUUUUUAAUCCUUGUUUUGUCUC